Molecule: messenger RNA, 1198 nt
Organism: Neurospora tetraspora
Lineage: Eukaryota; Fungi; Ascomycota; Sordariomycetes; Sordariales; Sordariaceae
Exons: 3
Coding region: 8-1198 (396 amino acids)
Molecular function (GO): oxidoreductase activity, acting on the CH-OH group of donors, NAD or NADP as acceptor
Source: RefSeq, a predicted model, not a curated record
UGUCACCAUGCCGAUGCUAGGAGGAAUCCCCGGCCACCCCAAGAGCAAAGUGCUCUUAACUGGCGGCACCGGCUUCAUCGCCUCGCAUAUCCUCGAUCACCUCCUCGAAUGCGGCUUCGACGUCGUAGUAACCGCCCGCUCCCAAGUCAAAGGCGAGCGGAUCCUCGCCUCCAUCGCCAAUGCCCCCAAUGUGGUCAACACCGUCGGCUGCAAAGUGACAUACGCUGUGGUAGACAACAUUGCUCAACCAGGAGCUUUUGAUGAGGUCAUCAAAACGAACCUCCCCCUCCACUACUGCAUCCACACCGCCUCACCCUACCAGCUCUCCUUCUCGGACCCAGUGUACGACUGUCUCCGCCCGGCCAUAGACGGCACCCUCUUCCUUUUGACUUCUCUCCAGCAGCACGCCUCCUCCUCCCUCAUCCGCGUCGUCUUCACCUCCAGCAGCGCCGCCAUCCUCAACCCGCCCAACCACCGCCCCGUGUACGACGAAUCCUCCUGGCCCGAUGACGAAACGCUGAACUGGGAUCUGGCCAAAGACCCGAGCGCGCCCGGUGACACGACGUACAGAGCGAGCAAGAAGUUCGCGGAGCAAGCGGCGUGGAACUUUAUGGAGGAGCAUCACCCGAGUUGGGAUUUGGCGACGAUCAAUAAUACGUAUACUUUUGGGCCGCUGCCGAGGAGUCUGGAGGUUACGGAUGGGGGUGAGUGCAAAGUUAAUACGUCGAAUGAGAGGAUUGUUGAUUGCUUGACGGGCAAGUGGAGCGAGCGGAUUCCGCCGACGGCGCCGGUGUUCACUUGCGUGGAUGUGAGGGACGUGGCGGUGGCCCAUGUGAGGGCGAUGACGAGGCCGGAGGCGGGAGGGAAGCGGUUUUAUGUUGUUGGUGGGUACUUUUGCAAUGCGGGGAUUGCUGGGGUUGUCCAUGGAAUGUGUAGGGCGGAUCGGGAUGGAGGCAGGGAGGCUGAGAAGGGGAAAGAAGUGGAAAUGUGUCAACAGUGUGUCAAGUUUGAUGAUCUCCCGGAGAAUCACUGGAUGUUUGACAAUACUAGGAGUAAGAGGGUGCUGGGGCUCGAGUGUAGAAAGAUGGAUGAGAGCGUGGUGGACACCGUUAGGAGCUUGAGGGGGAUGGGGAUUGGGGAGGGCAAUCCGCAGAUUGCCGGACAUUGGGAUUACGAUGAGGGAACUUUGCCGAACUAG